Messenger RNA from Haemonchus placei, 939 nucleotides. NCBI's taxonomy places the organism in Eukaryota, Metazoa, Nematoda, Chromadorea, Rhabditida, Trichostrongylidae. The record is from the annotation of a GenBank genome assembly.
AUGGGGUUUUAUGAUGAGGAAGAAACCUUUGGAGAAGUUACUGAAGAAAAACCGACGUGCUCUGAAGANCCCGAAGCGAAACGGAAACGGCUAAAUGACUCAGUGCCUCCGAAGGAAGAUCCAGAAAAUCCAACACUUGCGAGUGUUCUAAAAGCUGAGAUGGUUGAUGACGAUGACGAAGAAGAAGAACGGGAUCCUGAGGAAAAGGCGGCGCGACAUGAGGUGCUUCGACGUGUCGGUCUCAAAACGAAGCCAACCAAUGCUCUACGUAGAUAUUUGAAGAAGGUUGUUGCUGGAGCUGAGCUGAAUCCAUGGGUUUCUACGGUAUACACAGAAAAGGCUCUAAGAAAGAAGCUCCGCUGUUUAGUCGUUGCUAUGUUGAUCAAAGCAUGUAAGAACGAAGGAGUCGAAGAGUGUGAGUUUGAUAAGUCGCAUGAAGCUGCCAUCAAAUUUAUUGACCGGCUGAAUGAAGAAAUAGUUGAAUCGCUGAGCAUUCUUGGUAAUUUCUCAUCCGAUCUGAUACGAUGUGCCAGAAGUAAUUGCCAGAAAGCAUUCCUUCCUAAUCAUGUGGCUCACACAUUAGUUUCAAGAAUCCCGGGUGAUUAUUCACAUUGUCAGGUACCAGAAUGUCCGCACGCGCUUGGAACUCAUGAUGAUGUCAAUUACCUGAUUAUAGAAGGUGGCAGUUAUAGUGAAAGAUUUGAAAUGCCGAAUAAUGACGAGUCACCUAGUAAGGUCAAAGAAGUGCUGAAAAAUAAAAAGUUCAAGGUCAGCGAUGAAGUGAUUGAAGAGCUCCCUUCUGAUGUGAUUAGAAGCUUGGUUCAUUACUAUAUGGCUCGGUAUUUUUGUUUGUGGGUGUUUGGUGAGAAAGAGCAAUGGAGUAAGAAUGGUUGCACACUUUUCCAAGUUUUGUACGGAAUGGACGGACAAGUCGGCUAA